UUGCCACUUGUUUCUCAAUUCCAGAGCUUCAACAUGUCGGAGACUGCCCCAGCCGCUCCCGUGGCUGCCCCCCCGGCGGAGAAGGCUCCGGUGAAGAAGAAGGCUGCAAAAAAGCCUGCCGGAGCUCGCCGCAAGGCGGCCGGACCUCCGGUGUCCGAGCUCAUCACCAAGGCUGUGGCCGCCUCCAAGGAGCGCAACGGGGUGUCCCUGGCCGCGCUCAAAAAGGCCUUGGCGGCUGCUGGCUACGAUGUGGAGAAGAACAACAGCCGCAUCAAGCUGGGUCUGAAGAGCCUGGUGAGCAAAGGCACCCUGGUGCAGACCAAGGGCACCGGCGCCUCCGGCUCCUUUAAGCUCAACAAGAAGGCGGCCUCCGGAGAAGCCAAGCCCAAGGCCAAGAAGGCGGGCGCGGCUAAGCCUAAGAAGCCAGCCGGCGCAGCCAAGAAGCCCAAGAAGGCCACUGGCUCUGCUACCCCGAAGAAGAGCGCCAAGAAGACCCCGAAGAAGGCGAAGAAGCCAGCGGCGGCUGCCGUGACCAAGAAGGUGGCCAAGAGCCCGAAGAAGGCGAAGGUGGCCAAACCCAAGAAGGUCAAGAGCGCAUCGAAGGCUGUUAAGCCUAAAGCUGCCAAACCAAAGGUUGCUAAGCCCAAGAAGGCUGCACCUAAGAAGAAGUAGGUGGCCAGUCCUGCUUCUUAACCCAAAAGGCUCUUUUCAGAGCCACCACAGAUCUCCAGAAAGAGCUGUAAGCACUUGGUUCGUUUUUCUCAUGGAAGCCUGUAGUCGUGUUUCGCAGGGUUCCGGCCUCAACCAGGGGUUUUGCUCCCCACUUCCUGCACCGGUUGGUGCUCAGCUUGGUCAGCUGUUGUGACGCAUCUUCCGCUCCCUGAACUUGGGAUAAGCGCCAUUCGCUUCCCCACAGCUGGACAGCACAGCACAAACAAGUGAAAACGCCCUUUUUCUUAGCCUUUUAAAGGUUUUCCUCGGAUUGGACUAACAGGUAAUUUAAAAUUUCCGCCCUGUUCUCUGGUUGGUUCACUCCCUCCGCCUCUGGCUUUCCUUCAGGGUUUAAUUGGAUGGCAGCCGGCGUUGUGUUCUGUUUUCCUUUGGUCAAGUUGAAAGUUUGCCCUGUCGGAGAAAUUCAAGUGGUAUUUUGUACGUGUGCUAUUCGAGUUGUCAAAACUUCUAGGGAGCGUCUGUAGCAGAUUAGGGUGUGUCUCGGCGCCCGUGGCUUGUGUUUUUCUAUAACAGAGGAAACCAUUGGAAAGCAGCUGCGGAAAGGACCCCCUAAACCCCGAUUGUUUCUGGACCAGGGAUCUGCCUGGUAGCACACAGCCUAUUUGCAGGGUUGUGGCAGGGUUGUAGUGCGUCAAAAACAGCUUUGGGGUCGGCCAUUUUACAUCUAACGUGAGUAAGAAUCGUCCUCACUUGAAGGAUUUCAAUUUCCCAAAACCGGAGUUGUUUUAAACUUUUUAAAUGUGUGAUCUACGUAUAUUUUCGUGCACUUCAAGCAAGUUUAGCCUCCGAUUUUUAUCACUGUUUGGAUGCAUACCCAUAUGCUUUCCCCUUUAAAUGCAGAAAGUAGUUUUUGUUUUUCAUUCUAGUGGAACAGAUUCUGGUGAAGCCCAAGUAAAAAAGGAUCGAGGUCUUGGAAGGCUAUUAGUUACUCAGUUUCUACAAGAAUGAAUCAUGACAGUUUCUUACCUGGGGAGGUUUAUUAAACAGGGAGAAGGGACCAGGAGGCAGCAAAACAAUUCCCCCGUGGUUUCUUCCAGCAAUUUUUAAUGAUCAGUUCUGCAUUGUAAGUUCUGACACGAACUCAUUUUUGUUAUUUCAGCCUCUCCAAUUUUGGUUUUAUUUUUAAAAUAAGCUGAAUUCUUUGAACACAGAGUAAAUUGACAUUCUCUUUUGUUCCUUUGGUUUUUCUUCACAGAAGUUAUCUUCAAUGCCCAGAAUACCUGAUACAGUAUUUACUCAAGUAGUAGUUUCAUAAAUUGUGAUUUUCACAAAGGGACUAGUUGUGGACAGAAGCUAAUUCCAUUAUUGAUGUUCAGAAUUCCAUUUGUUUUUUCCACAUGCACUUCUAGCCUUUCCACCCCAAUCUCUCUCUCUCUCCCUUUCUCUCUCUCUCUUUCUUUCUCUCUCUCAUGUAGCUUUAUUGAUAGUUGGUUAAAUUUAUAAAUUUGUGGAAAUGGGCAGAAUUUUUUGUUCAAGAAAUUUCAUGUUUUCACUUUAACUAUUUCUGUAUGUCUGGAUAUUUCAAAAUAGUUUCCAAAUAAAAUAUGUCUUAGCAUUU
Molecule: messenger RNA, 2290 nt
Organism: Perognathus longimembris pacificus (Pacific pocket mouse)
Lineage: Eukaryota; Metazoa; Chordata; Mammalia; Rodentia; Heteromyidae
Product: histone H1.2
Exons: 1
Coding region: 34-672 (212 amino acids)
Biological process (GO): nucleosome assembly
Cellular component (GO): nucleosome
Molecular function (GO): structural constituent of chromatin; DNA binding
Source: RefSeq, a predicted model, not a curated record